Quercus lobata is the source of this 198-nucleotide messenger RNA. RefSeq names its product sugar transporter ERD6-like 5. Gene Ontology annotation, cellular component: membrane. The record is from RefSeq and is a predicted model, not a curated record. The coding region runs from base 1 to 198 and encodes 65 amino acids. The transcript is spliced from 2 exons. NCBI's taxonomy places the organism in Eukaryota, Viridiplantae, Streptophyta, Magnoliopsida, Fagales, Fagaceae. Gene Ontology annotation, biological process: transmembrane transport. Gene Ontology annotation, molecular function: transmembrane transporter activity.
AUGAUAGGUGCAAUAGUGAGUGGCAAAAUAGCAGAUUGCAUAGGUAGAAGAGGCACAAUGGGCUUUUCAGAGAUAUUUUGUCUGGCAGGGUGGCUUGCCAUAGCAUUCUCAAAGGUUUUGAAUCCUAUCUAUUUGCUUUUUGCAGUUCCAAACAUUCAUGUUGAUGUUACAUACAUAAUAACCUCUAACAUUACCUGA